CUAACAGUAAUUGACUGGUUGUGGUUUUUGACUAAUAGUAAUUGACUGGUUGUGGUUUUGACUAACAGUAAUUGACUGGUUGUGGUUUUUGACUAACAGUAACUGACUGGUUGUGGUUUUGAUGACUUUAUUUUACAGAUUCCAGAGGAACACCUCGGUUCCCUAUGGGUAUGGAGGGCUAACAACGAGAGUAUGCCAGGGAAGGAGUUGUUUCCUCCUGGUGAAGGUGUCCCUAAUGCAGACACAGUGCUUUAUAUCACAGCAAAGACAACAAGGACUUGUUAUCAGAGAAAUAAUCACAUUACACUGGCAUACUCUGGCUACUGUCAACUGGACCAGUAUGAUCGCCCAAUCGCAGGCUACAUCAACUUCUGUCCCUACCUCAUCAGAGCUACAAACAUGACACAGGAAAAAGUGUACAUGGGGGAUCCAGAAAAGUCUCUGGCGCUCCAGGAGGAAGUAAAGACCAUGCUUACCAAGGCCAAACUUGUCAUCUAUUAUUGUAGUGUCGUCCAUGAGCUGUUCCAUGCCCUAGGGUUCUCCAAAGGCUUGUUUGACAAGUUCAGGGACUGUUCUCACUCAGUUGAAGGAAACUGUCCCCGGCGUAUGUCGAGAGUGGUACGAGAGAUCUACGGUGUGACACGUCUCGUCACCUCGUCUGUCAUACGACAUGCUCAGGAACACUUUGGCUGUCUUACUGAGGAGAGGUUUGGGGGACCGCUGCAUGUGGAGAACGGUGUGGUAUCAUCCCACUGGAGUCAGAAGUUGAUGUAUGGUUCUAUCAUGGCCCCAAAGUUAGGAAUGGCUCAUCAAACAGUGGUUGACCCUUUGACCUUGGCAUUCUUUGAGGACACUGGAUGGUACAAGGUGGACUAUGAUCAAGCAGGACAAUAUCUUUGGGGAAAAGAUACUGGAUGUAAAUUUGGGUUCCAUGAGAGUUGUCAGAGAGAUUCAAGGUUCUUCUGUAAGACUGGAAAUGGUAAGUCCUGUCACUAUCUCCACAAGGACAAAGGCCACUGUAAGACAGUGGACAGGUACUGUGGUAUGGUGGAGUCUGACCAAGGGGACCAGUGCUUUCUCCCUAUUACGAACACAAAGGUAUCUGGUCUGGAGAAGUACAGUCAGUCAAGUCUGUGUUUCAUGUCCAAUCUCACAAUGUCGGGAAAUGAUUUCGCCCCACUAGAAGGAAUGUGCCUACAACACAGAUGUGAUGUCAAACAAACAUUAGAGGUCAAAGUUGAGAGUUCAGCCUGGAUUGUUUGUCCGUAUGGUCAUACCAUCAAUGUGCCCGGUUACCAUGGUUACGUGAAGUGUCCUGAUAGUAAAGAAGCUGUAUGUCCAUUGGUGGAGGAAACUGUUGACAUGACAACAGUAAAAGACAGCACCACUAUGACACCUGAAACUACCACCUGGACUGAGACGUCAUCAGUUAUCAACGUUUCACAUAUCUCAACCAUCCACAUACAAACAACAAAGCAAGAAAAAGCCUUGUCAUCAGGCUGUACAUGGAAGUCUCAGUUACACACUUUCAUCAUAAUUCUUCAUUCCACAGUUUUUAUGUUCUGGUGAUUCAAAAAUUGUGAUACUGAUCUUGGGAAAUCAUUUACAAAUACAAUACAUUUAUAGACAUCCUACUGUAAUGUAUGCUAGUUUUUACCUGUAUUUGUACCAAAUGUGUGUUACUUGUAUUGUUACGUGUGAAGGAUUGCGUCUUAUUAUGUGGGUUCAUUCAUGCAUAUAUAUACAGCUGGCCAUGGGCCGGUCUCACUCUCUGGGAGAGCGGACCAGUGACCAGCGAGUGAUACUCAGGUGAGGGAGACAAUAGAGCUAAACACUCGGUGAUGUGAGGAAAACCUCCGGACCGGAACGGCAGAGUGUUGACGUCGGCGGGUGGGCACAGGUUUUUGCCAGGUACGCGCAGGGGCGUUUGGGAAUGCCAGAGCCUCUGGUUGGAUCCUCCUCAUGGCACCGAGUGAACGUCACUGACGCUAACCCCGGCGCAGAAUGUAAUCGGGUACUCACAUUAUAAGUUGCACUAUUCCUAAACGUUGUUGUAAAUGUUGCCAGUGCUAAUAAAUGUUGAAAA
Molecule: messenger RNA, 2086 nt
Organism: Mizuhopecten yessoensis (Yesso scallop)
Lineage: Eukaryota; Metazoa; Mollusca; Bivalvia; Pectinida; Pectinidae
Product: leishmanolysin homolog
Exons: 14
Coding region: 193-1569 (458 amino acids)
Biological process (GO): proteolysis; cell adhesion
Cellular component (GO): cytoplasm; membrane
Molecular function (GO): metalloendopeptidase activity
Source: RefSeq, a predicted model, not a curated record